UUUCCCAGAAAUAAAAUCAAUUCUUGAGACGCCUGUGGAGCAGGUAUCAGGAAGUGCAAAUGGGGGCCAGAGAUGGAUGAUUGUGUGCAUGACAACAUAGCAUGAGCUAUAUAGCAUGAGAAAUCCUCCCCAUACGACGAAAAGGAACUUCCUCACAAAGGGAGUGAGCCCCUCUUCUUGGAAAAUGUCUGUGAUUCCUAUCUCACGGCUGCCCUUUGCACUUUCCACUGCUGCUGGGGGCUUUCCCCCCACACCUAUUCCGAGGUCAUUUGUAUAUGUACGUGUUUUGUAUUGUGCGGCCACCUUGCCCCACAUUCGUCCCUCACGUGUGCAACCUCCCCGUGUUAUCAUCAUCAAUCACGGGGAGUUGCAAACUGCAUUCGUUUUCCCCGCAUCAUUUGGGCAAGAAAGCCAGCACCGCGCAGAAAAUACCUCGCGUCGCGCAAAGAGAAUGAUGUCAGGUGAAUAAUGAAAUAUUAUCAGAAAGGAAUACCAUGGUGGUAACGCUGCCAGAUGGAUUUGCUGGCUUGUUGCUGCAAAACAAAAUGCAAUGCCAAUUUGCCAUGGAAAAGUCGCGAAAAAAAGACUGUGCAAACUCCGGCACCGUGGAGGAGUCAUCCAGCAUCCACGUCGCCUGUAAAGAAUAUGGAAAGCACGGAGAUUCUACCAAAUGGCGCCACGAAGAAUCGAAAGUGGUCGCUUGGGGGAUUUUUUCGGCGAAAGAAGAAGGACAUUGAAUCGGAUUCGAGCUCCGAAGAGGAUCGCAAGGCGGGUUUUUCGCCAAAAAGAAAGAAUAAGGACAAAAGGAAGCGAACUAGUAAACUGAUUGGAUUUGAUCAUAUUGUUGUACCACCUAAUUUGCAACAGAGAGAACCUCAAGAGAGGAUUGGGCAGCAAACGGGCUCCCUGGAUCGACGCCUGAGGGCACACAGGAAGACUGGUGGGAAGGAUGAGAAUGGCGGGAAAUCAUCGAGUGAUGAGAAUUUGAGUCAUAACUCCCUGCAAUCGAGUGGGAUUUGUCGUUUUAGGAGUGACGACAGCUUGACGAAUCAAAGUGGCGGUUCGACGGGGAAUAAAAAAUCACGAUCAGCGAGAACGGAGAGGUAUCUGAAGCGUCGAUCGCGCGAUGAGGAAGGCUCCAGUCCCAAUCAAACCAUAUACGGUGGGCGAUGGAAGACCCAACCCAUUACAUAUAGUUCCCAGUCAAUUGACACACCACCAAUGAGCCAUGUACGCCACCAGACGAGUCUGCAGAGUUCCUCAAGUCUCACGCACGUGCCGGUGAGAUUCAUGAGCAAUGGCCUCAUUGUGCCGCCCGAGCUGCCCGCGAGGCCUGUGAAUGUGGCGAAAGUGAGUGCGGAUAGGCGUAGCUUCAGCUACGACAACUCCAUGAAUCGCAUCUCACCGGAGACACACCUAAAAAGUCCGCCACCACUUCCGCCGCCACGGGAUCCACAGCGACGUCUCAAUGUUUACGUCGAAUCACGUCCAAUUUCAUAUGCCUUUGAUCGCAAUGCCGCCCCAGAGGGCGCAUGGACGGAAAUGGGGGAGAGAUGUGUCAGCGAUAAUCGUCUCAAUGUCCCCCAUCUAUCACCAAGGAGACCAUCUUCGGUGCAACCUGAAAAUCCCCCAAGACGCUUCAUAACACGACGCGACCCAAAUGGCCUAAACAGCAAUGAUAGGAACAACAAUAUGGAAACAAUUACAAGUGGAACAUUCAAAUACCUCACUGAUUCAGCUCCACGUUCCCGCAAGCCCAUACAGAUGGUCCCGGAAGUUCCGGGAUUCUAUGGGAAUGGUGUGGCAAAGAUGCACGAUGAGAGGAGGCAGAGUCAGACACAGAGUGCCACGGAUUUCUGGCGUAGAAUCGAUGAGGAUGCCCGAAAUCGUAAUCAUGAUCCACAAAUUGUAAAGCCGAAGGUUCUAAAACCCAAAUCCUACAGGUAUGAUAUUCCAGUGCCGCAGAUUGUGGACUUUUUGGAUGACAAUCGCAACCGUGUGGCUAGUCUGCCCAGUCACUACGGGGGGAAUCGCUAUGAGGAGCAUGUAGCGAAGAAUGUGAGUGGGCAGCGGAUGAAGCCACUAGAAAUGACUGCAACUGUCGUCACGCAGUCCUUCCCAAGGAGAGUCCCUCCGGAACCCCCUGCCAGGGGUAGUAGUACACUUGGGAGGAAGUCUGCGAAUCUCGAGGAGGCCAUUAAUGAAUUGGAGGAAAUUUACAAGAGUCUCAAAUUAACCGAUGAAGCUCUCUUGGAUCGUGCAGAGCGCAGAGAUAUGCCAACACCGGUGGAUUUUUCAAAAAUUUGUGCUGCAGACUACGAUGAUGAGGAGGAAGAGAAUCACGGAGAGCCUGACAUUGUGAAGGAUGAUGUGGCAUAUAGGAAUCUCAAACAUGCCAAUAGUGUGCCCAAAAUGAUGGAGCCUCUUCCCUUUGGAAUUCCCAUUGGGCCAAUUCCACCAUCCCCGGGAACGGAUUAUCUCAAAUAUGCACCGCCAGGUGAUAAAAAAGCACCCAAAAAGUCCCCGGAUAUUGUAAAGGAUGACCUUGCGUACAGGAAUUUGCGUAAAGACACAAAUGAGGGCAAAAAGGCUGAUCAUUUUGUACUUCCGAAGCAAAAAAAUCGAGCCACGAGAACAAUGUCAGCAAAUAUCUACAAUCUCAUCCAGAGGGAUGCUGCUAAACCAUCUGGAGGUACAAUUGAGGAUUACCUGGCGCUCGAUAGGAAGCCACUAAUUCACCUAACGGACGCCAGUGAUGAGGAUGUACCUUCAACUGUUUUUGUCGUGAGAAAACCUAUUCCUUGCCACCCGACAAAUUACAAAAAUGGAGCUGUUUUCAAUCUCCCCUCCACGCUGAACACUCUGUCUCCACCCACGACUUCGUGUAAGCCUCCAAUUCCAUCUAUCCGGAAAAGUGUGAGUCCGGAUGUGAAAAAACUCCAAGACAGCGAAAUGGAGGACACUCUCAAUGCCUUGGCGCGCGAAGCAAAGAUAACGAGUGAGAAAUUGGGCAGGGAUUUAAUGGUGCUGCGCCGUGAGGCAAAGCCUGGCUCUGAUGCAUCUGCUGAUGAAUCAAAAAUAAAUCUUGAGCGCGAGAAGAAAGAGGAAGACAUUGAGGAAGUUUCACGAGCAGCACGUCUCUGUGAGGAAAUUCUCAAGGGUGUAGUGAAGGAUGUGAAGAAGUUGGAAUCACCGGAGAAAGUCCUUCAGAGUAGUAGAUUAAUCCAUGAAAUUAGUGAAGCCUCAAAAGCGGUGAGAGCAUGUGAAAAGAUGCUCAAGGAUGUUGUUCAGGAUACACCGAAGAAAAUGCUGAAGGAUGAAAAAUUAAUUCAUGACAUCAAUGAAGUUUCCUUAGCUGUGGCGGGAUGUGAGAAAAUCCUGAAGGAAGUUGUAAAAACAACAGAAGUUUCCCCAACGAAAACUUCCCCAGUGAAAAUGUUGCCAGUGGAAGUUCCUCAAGCAAAAGCACCACAAGUGGUGGAAAGUCCUCCGGUGAAAAGUCCAACAAAAGUUGGGGAUCUCAUGGAGGAACUUCAUCCGGAAAAGUUAACCGCCAUCACGGAGAAAUGCAUGGAACAGUUGAAAAUUCUCAAGGAGGAUGACACUCAGGGACCUGAUUAUGAUAAUCUCAAUGGGGAAGUUGUUGCUCCCACACCAGCUAGCCGCCAGGUGACAGAAGCUAAGCAAAUGAGAAAGCUGAAAAUGGAAGCAGAUAUAGAUCGAAUGAUGAAGGAAUGUUCGGAAUCUACCACGGAAACAGUGGAGAAACCAAGUACAACAUUCAGUGAACUUACAAAGCUAAUUCGUGAGAGUGCCGGUGAGGAGGGAAAAGUUGAUGAGAGUGUUGAUCAGGUGGACUCCGAUAAGACACCGUAUUCGUCACCUGUUGAUGAAGUUGCUGAGAGGAAGACACCGCAUUUUGUGGAGCAAACCACCGUGGAUAGCCCAUCACCUCCGCUUGAGCUCACACCACCUUGCCUGGAUGAUGAGUCGCAGUACAAUUCGUCGGAAGAGCUGGCGAUGAUCUUCGGCAUCAGCCAGUCGUGCCAGAGUCUCAAUCAACCACCGGAAGCUGGUGCAACCACAGAUAGCACUGCCACAACCAUCAACUGCCACGAGCAACAAUUAAUUCCUGACGACAUCAAUGAGCCCCCCCAACCAAUUAGUGCCCUCCUAACAAUAAUAUGCAAAGAAAGUGUUUCAUGUACGCCUCCUGUAGGACUUAAGUGUGUUGUUUUAUCAUCAGUGGACACCACCAUGCCGGGUCAGUCGACCAAAGUGCCACCGGAUAGAAAUCCUCCCGCCAUGCGUACCACCGCCAAAUAUUCCGGCCACGAUGUCACCACGAAUGGCGUGAGGAAGCGGAAUAGUGUCGACGAUGAGGGUACCGAGGAGGAUGUGGAGGACAAAACAAUUAAAAAAUGUGAUAGUAGAAAAGUAGAUAGUGAUUUUAGUCGUAGCGCAAGAGCACAAAACGACAAGCCCAUGAAUGGGAAACACCGUGGGAGUUUGGAGAAAGUUGCAAGAAGUGACAGUCGAGUCAGUGAUAAGGAGUCGUCGUCGCCUGCCACGGAGCAGAGAUACAUAUCGAGAUCCAAUCGUGGAACACCCAUCGUGAGAAAUCAAACUCCGAGCAGUCCGGGGAGUCGUUCAAUGUACACGGAAGCUCUUGUCCACGUUUCACCCACGACGGGUACGAAAAGUGCGCCAAAAGUGGUCAAAGCUAUGAGUGUCGCCAUAUCAUCAUCAGGUGAGUCAUCGUCAACAGGUACGACGAAAAAAUCGAUUAAGACACCACCAGAUCAUCAACCGGUUCGUACAACGAAAGCAUCAAGGUUGCGAGCAGCUGCUCUAGACAAAAAGAAGGAAUCGAGUGCAUCGCCUUCAGCGGGAAGGAAGAUUGGUGGCCGGGGGUUGGGUGCAAAGAGAUUGGUGCCAUCGAUUGCGGUGUCGGUGAAUCAGACACUGAAGGAAUUGACCGUGGAGGGGGUGCCCAAGUAUUUGGUUGAAUCUCCCGACUCGGAUGUGAUGAGUAGUUCCUUCACCUUCUCCUCACCCUGCCUGAGGUCAUCAACAAUGAUUGGUGAGGUGAAUGUGGGUGAUUGUUCACCGCAAACACCGGAAUUGAGCCCCAUACGGAAGCAAUCAAUCUCACCGAAAGACAAGGAAAAGGAUAAAUCGUCAAAGAGAAAAUCAAAUUUGAAUAGAGCUCUCACGGAGGAAGCCACCAUGGAUGAUGGGGUUGAAUUUCGUCGGAGGAAGCGUCGUGAAUUGGGUGCAAUGAGAUUCCAGUCGACAGCUUUUGAAUCUCCACGUGCUGCCCAGAAGUCCGAUGAGGGCUUCGCAGGGGAGAAGAGACGCUCAAACACGCUCAGUCCGAAGCAUUACUUGAAGCAACCGCUGAGUGUGCGUUCGAAUGAAUUGAAAGUUUCCAGCGAUGGCGAAUGCAAUUUUACGCGCUUCAACCAACCCCUGAGAUCACCGACAAUUGACAAAGGAGCCACGAGGACGAGAGUUGUGCCAUAUGCUCAUUCAAGUAGAGAUUCCGACAGUGAUUACAUGCGGAAGAAUAGGAAACUCUCCGAGGUGGAGCAGAAGAUGAAUGCAAUGAAGAGAAGGACGAGGAAUGAUUUGGCAGCUAUUAAAAAGCUCGCCGGGUUGGAUGCACCGCGUACAACACCAACAACAACAACGAAUGAGGUGGCGGCGUGCGUGGAAGUCUCACCAGUUAACAAUAAUCACCACGAAAUGGAUCCCAAUGACAAUGGGCCAUUUAUGGAGCACGCGACUGAUGAAGUGUACGUUGAGCUGCGACGGAAGAGUGCUGAAGAGUCCCAACCACCGAAUCAACUUGUUUCAAUUCUAAAGAAAAAAGACAACGAAUCCGCAGCCGGGUCCAGCAAUGUAUCACCCGUAACAUUUUCCUCAAGCGUUGUGGAUACACCCACGCGGAAUAGCUUCCGGCAGGGCAUUCUCAAGAAGCGUUCCUCCCUCGAUGAGAGUCGCUACAGCCGUAGCCAUUCGCCCGAUGAGAAGAGUGCACUGGCGAAGAAUCCACGACGAAAUAGUCUCGAAGAGAUUCAGCAUGGUAUCCUCAAGUCAACGAGCUAUGAACGCGAAGCGGAGUCCCUGCAACCAAUGGAACCCCAUGGGAUUCUGAAGAAGAAAGACUCAACCUCCACGCCGUGUGAAACGCCAAAACAUGUCUCCAUUUCCCAAGCAGUUAUCCUUGCAGCAGCUGAACUCUGCAAGGACAUUCACAAUUCCUGCGAGAAUCCCGAAGUGAAACCCAUCCUCAAGACUGACUAUUCCAUGAGGAGUGCCCCCAAGCCCAUUCUAAAGAAAAAAUACUCAUCAGAGACGGAGGAGAUUCGUCCCAUACUCAAGACAAGUCGCAAAAGUAGUCGUGAAGAGAAUUCCGAUACAGACACCGAAUGCGUCAGAUCCAUCCUCAAGACAGAUUCCCCAUUUAAGAGGCUCUCAAAUCCCGAUACAGCAGCUGAUCGAACUAAUGCAGUCCUCCUGCGAAGUCGCUCCUUUGAGAAUCCCGAAGUCUACCCGAGUGAUGGGAGUCCCAGUGAAAGUGAAAAGACGCACGUCUCAGUGGCGGAACGUGUGAAGAAUAUGGAAUCGUUCCUCAAGCAAUCCGGUGCUGUGCCCAAGCUUACUGCUAGCUCAAGGAGGGACAUCUACAAGAAUCGCUUCAAGACUCAACCAGUGACUGUUGAUGAAAUUUCCAGUUUGCAGACAACAUUGGACAUUUUCCGUCCCUCAUUCAUUGAUGCUGUCUCAGUUACAUCCAAAUCAUCCCUGAGGAGCUUAGAUUUUCCCGUUUCAACGUCUUCCCUGGAUACAACCACCGAAUUCACAUCACAUUCACUGUCAGGUGAAUACAAUUUGACUUCCUUGAGUAGCGAUAGUGGUUUGCAUACGGCUAAGACAUCGGAGAUGUCCUCGGGGGAUUUUCUGCAUCAAAAGGACGACAUGGAGAGGCAGAGAGAUGAAUUUUCACCCGAAGGCAGCCCAUUGGGGCAUGGGGAGAAGGUUGAGGAGCCCCUAAAGCCCGUUGUACGUGUAAAUAGUGUUCGUGCAAAGGCGAAUAUGUUUAAGGAAAUGGAGAAUUUGCGGAAGAAGGAUGCAGAAAAACCCAUUACGUCACCAAUUAGGAAACGUGUUUUGCCAUUAAGUCAAUUUUCUGGAGAUGAUCACAACACAACAUCAAAAUCCAACAAUAUUUCCGACGAUUCUGGCACGGAAAUCGAACCAUCAUCAAUGUCCAUGGUGGAGAAAGUAAAAAUAUUUGAUAGAGGACCAAAUGUGAUGGUUAGUGUGCCAAAGAAAUCGAAGAAUUUGAUGAAAACCAUUGCAGUGGUGACAAAUGGAAUUAGGCAAUGGAGUGAUGUACCGCAGCAGAAAGAACCAAAAGCCAUGGAGGUGCGGGAGGUGGUGGCAAGGAAGGGCGUGUUUAGGAAUCGUGCUGAUCUCGUGAGGAAACAGAGAGCUGUUGUGCGGAGUUUCGAGGAAGCAUUCGAGAAAAUCUACCAAGAGAUCACUCUUGAGGAGAUCACGCGUUUGGAUGAUGAUUUCGAGAGGAUACUCCUAGAAGCCACGGAGACUUCUCCGUCAUCUUCGUCACUUUCCCGACCAUCGGAGAUCCUGAAAAAGUCAAAAUCCGGAUGCGUGGGACUCUUCCCGAUGGAUCUCAACAGUGAACUCAAGUCGCGCCUCAAGAAGUCAACGCACGCAUCCGUUGGGAAUCUCAAAAAGUCCGCAACGGCACAAAUUAUCAGCACCCCCGUGCAAACGGUUGAGGUGGAGAAGACCCCGUCGGAGAGUAGUGAUUCCGAGGAGGGUAUAAGUCCAUCGAAGAAUUUGGCAGCUAUACUGCGGAGUGUGUCAAAGGAGAAUAUCCAGAAGAGUCAACAGAAGACCCCACAGGCCUGUGAGAGUGAAGAUGUGAAGAGUUUGAGGAUGAAUUUGGCCAACAUUCGCAUGCGGGAGCCCGAACCGGAUAAAUCAACAAGCGAUGGGGAGAGCUCCGGCGGCAAGGAAGUGGCUAACAUCAUCAAGAAUAGUGCGAUUGCUCGACGUCGCAAAUUGGCUGAUGGGAAAACAAUCGCAAAGAGCAAGAGUCAAUCGCAACUUGAACCAUCUUUCCGUUAUCACGUUAAUCCAGCGGAUGAAUGUGAUUCAACGGACUAUUGCCAAGGGCUGAGGGGUGAGAAAGCUUCAGUGAAUCUUCCGGAUUACUUGAGAGGUGGCAUACGACGAAGUUUCACUCAGGAAAUGCGUCCGGAUCAGGAUCAAAUCUCCAAGAGUGGCUCAAUUGCUGACCGUCUGGCUGCGCUGCAGAAGAGCGGUGAGGAUGAUUGGAGGAAACGCUUGAGCAGUCGCAGAGACACAACGGACAAUGUUUGCACAGAGAAUCUCGUCAAUAAUGCCCUCCUGUUGGCACAAUCCCUUGAGAAUGCAGACAAAUCCGAAGCUUCGGCAAUAAUUGCGGAGAAGGAAAUUGGCAGCAAGGUCAGCGAUAGGUUGAGUAAGCUUGAGAUUUCAUCGCAAAGCUGGAAGAAUCGCAUUGAACCGUCGGACGCGCAAAAAUUCACAGUUGCCGCUCAAGUAAGGACUCCGGCAAAGUUGCCCUUUGACAAGGUCAAUGAGAAGCAUAGUCCGCCACAGAGAAUUUUCCGCAGUGCCAAUCCGCCGUUGUUGGGACUUGCGAAGAGCCCAUCGAUGAUGGUGCAGCAGAGCACGGAUGUGAUGACGCCACCGGCACUCAAGAGGAGUGUCAGUGUGCCCGGGGAGGAGGCGCAGGAGGCCACAACGAGGGUUACAGUCCUCCAGCCUGAUGACGAUGAGACCUUUGAGAAAUUCUUCUGCGGUAUACGCAACACUGUGAUAGAUGAAGAAGUGGAAAUUGCCGAUUUUGAUGCCAUAAAGUCAACGGAAAGGUUGGCAUUCAAGCGUAUUGUACAGGGCCCAAAGGGACGUCGUGCUGCCCGGAAUCCCCUUAAAUCCCUGGCAGCACGUGCGAAUAUCCAGAAUGAGUACACGGAGGUGAAGAGUGGCGUAACGGAGCGGGAGAUGAAGCGAAUGAAGCUCGAAGAGAUGGCCAGGAAGAGUCAUUUAGCCGUAGAGGCAAUAGCUGGCUUGGCAUCCGUUGAGGAUUUCAAGAGUGUCAACCUCAAAUCACACGCUCUACCCCUCAAUACGUCCUACUUACCCUACAAAGGCACGAUGUUGUUGCAAAUAAAAGGCCGGACGCACGUUCAGACGCGUCUUGUGGAGCCCACGUAUAGUAGCAUCAACACGGGGGAUUGUUUUGUCCUCGUGACGACAGAUAAACUCUUCCGGUUUGUCGGUGGGGCGGCAAAUGUGAUUGAACGCACACGAAGUCAGCAUGUUUGUGCAUUUAUACUGGAAAAUCGAGAUUUGGGAUGUGGGGCAACGAGGGAAUUUGUCGUGACGGACCGGAAGCCCGGGAGGCAUGAUGAGGACUUCUGGCGCGUGCUGGGGAGACCAAAAGACUGGGAGAUUGUUGAGUGUGGGCAUGCGGAUGAGGAUGAUCUAUUCGAAGGAUGUCUCACGGAGACAAAUAUGGUGUUUGAAUAUCACGAUGAGGCUCUCCAUCCUGUUGAGGAGUACUGGGGCUGUGCGCCGCGUAUUGAGAUGCUGAAUCCCGACAAAGUGUUGGUGUUCAAUUUUGCCAGUGAAAUGUACGUGUGGAGCGGGAAGAAUGCCGAUGGGGAUGCAAAGAGGGCAGCUCUGCGGUUGACGCAGGAAAUGUACAAUGCUGGCUAUGACUAUGAGGCGUGUGAUUUGAAUCCCGUGGAAUUUGCCACGUUGGCGGGUGCCAGGGAGGAGAAUGUGGUGGAAUUUGUGCGAAAGACACGGCCAGAGUAUCCGGAAUGGUGUCUCCUGGCGCGGGUGACGCAGCACACGGAGACAGUGCUGUUCCGGGAGAAAUUUCUCGAUUGGCCAGACUAUACGCGUGAUCCGCUGUGUCAGGAGUACUCCGUCCAUGGGAUUGGGGGUAUUAAGCCACCCGAUGGGGAACUUCUCUUCCACACGGGGCAGUAUGAGGAGCCGAAUGUGGUGCUGGAGAAUACAAAUCUCGGUCGAGGGCAUUUCUACUAUGAUCACGACACAAUGAGGCAUUUCGACGUACUCACGGACGCCGUGCAAAUGUGGCAGAUUCAGGAGAAUACCUUCGAUGUGGUGGAUGAGGGAUGUUUUGGGCACUUUCACACCGACAGCAGCUACAUCAUCAAGUGGAUUUAUCGCAUUAGUGUGACCGUGCGUGAAUUGUCGGGGAAUAUCUCAAAUAGGAGCACCGUGGGUAGGGAUCGGUGUGCAUACUUUUGCUGGCAAGGAAUCGCCUCGAGUGCCAAUGAGAAGGGUGCUGCGGCACUCUUCACGGUGGAACUGGACAAGGAGAAGGGGUCACAGGUGCGUGUGCGUCAAGGGCAGGAAGAUACGGCAUUUAUUCGUCUCUUUGGCACCAUGAUCAUCCACUGUGGACGCGAAACAUCCUCAUGGAGACUCUACAUUGUCAGUGGGAAUGAUGCAUGCGAAACUGUACUCACGGAAGUUCCCUGUGAGAUGGCACAACUCCGUUCCCGGACGUGCUUCAUCCUCAUUCAUGGAGAUUUGCAGGAAAUUCGCAUUUGGACAGGCUGCAAGGCCACGGAUAAUACUCAAAAAAUCACCAAAAAUGCCGCUGAGAAGAUCAAAGAGCAAUGCUCAAAGGAAUUUUUUAGCUCAGCCACAAAUUCCGAUGAAAUUUCCAUUAAGAUUGAUUACGAAGGUUCCGAAUCGGAUGAAUUCUUCGAUGCAGUCGGUGGGAAGAAGCGUGAGGAGUACUUUAGUCUACUGGAACUUGAAGAUCACAUUACGGACUUUACGCCGAGACUUUUUCAUUUUUCACGCACCGACGGAGCUUUCAAGGCUGUGGAGUUGUUUAGUCAAUUGAGAACUCGCGAGCAUGCAACGCCAUAUCCUUUCUCACAGCUGGACCUCUAUGGAGCACGUCAGCCCACAAUCUUCCUCCUCGAUGCAGGUGAGAAGCUGUGGCUGUGGAUGGGCUGGUGGCCAAAGGAGGACAGCGAUUCGAGUGAGGAUAGUGACAAUGAGUUGGUGAAUCGUGCUGGGGAGACUCGAUGGCUUGGCGAGAGGCGGGCAGCUCUCGCAACGGCAUUGGGCUACUGGAAGGCCAAGAAGGAGGCACAACGGGAGGAAGAUGAGUCCGGGAGUGGAAGUGACGAUGAGUCCGGGAGUGAUGCAGGGAAUGUUGUCUGGGCGGGUUUGGAGCCACUUGAAUUUAUCUCGCAUUUCCCCGAUUGGACGGCUCAUCCGCACGUGGAGGAGAUCAAUCGGAUGGAUGGACGAAGUGAGGAACUUGUGUCAAUUGGGCAGUAUCUGAGUCAAAUAACACAGCGAGAGUACCCCCUGGAGACACUCCUGGCGCGUCCACUGCCCGAGGGUGUUGACCCCACGCGCCUUGAGCUCUACUUAUCGCCCGAAGACUUCGAGGAGGCCCUCGGGAUGGGCCGUAGUGACUUCCACGAGCUCCCAUUUUGGAAGCAAACAAAGCUAAAGAAGGAAAUUGGACUCUUCUAACACGCACCCACGUCUGGCCGGGAUCUUUUGGGGAUUUCUCAGUAUUUUCACACAUUUUGGCACCACUUGAGGCGGGAUUUAGUCGGUAAAUUGCUCCAUUGCAACAGCUGAACUGAAUUAAUGAAAAAAAAGACCGAAAAUCUUCAUGGAAAAACAACAAAAAUUUAACGUUAAUUACUUACAAAUUCUUAAUGAGAAAACAAAAAAAAAUUUAAAUCAUUAUCUAACAGCACACAGAGCUCCUCCCACAUACACACACCCAAGAAAAGAUGAAAAAAUCACAAACCCUCCGUAAAAAAGAAAAUUAUUCAAAUAAAACUUUAAAAAAUUGAUGUAUAAUGGCGCAAUUUUUGGCCUUUUAUUGGCAUUUCGCGCAUGUUUUUUUUCCCUUUCUAAACGUCGCGCAAUUUUGUCUCUAUUUUGCAUUGAAAAGAAAAUUUUUCUGUGGCGAAUUUUUUAAAAGAAAAAAUAAAUGUUAAAUUUAAUAAAAAAUAAAAAUUAUCAGCAACAGAAGCACUCGCGUGAAGAUAACGUUAGUUUUUAAGGUGAUUUAGUAAAGAAAAAAAAAGUUUAAUAAUAAAAGAAAAACUCACAGAUUCAAUUUCGAUAAAAAAAGAACUAAAAUGGUGCCUUUGAAUGGAGUGUUUCACACACAUGAAAGGAAAAAUAAAGAAAAACAAUUAAGAGCACGUCUGUGGGGCAGCCAAAUAAAUAAGGAACUGCACAGUCAACAUCUUGAAAUGAUUUAAAAGAAAAAAGAAUUGAAAAAUAUAUUUAAAAAAAAAACAUUUUUUAAACAACUACAUUGAGGACAAAAACAUUCUAAAUUUUUUAUAUAAGAAAAAAAAACUAAUUGAUAAAGAUUAAGAGAUUUUCAACAACAAUCACCCGCCCCCCCAACACACCCAAUUUUAUUCCCAUCAUAAAAAAUUUCUAGUCUCUGAUGUAAAAAAAAGAAGAAUAUUUGAAAGAUUAACUGCAUUUGAUAAGAAAAAAAACUCUCAUACUCACAAAAAAUCAUUUUACUGAGAAAUAAGCAUUUUUUUUUAACUUUAGACAACAUUUUUGACAUAAAUUUUCAUUUCAUCCGUGUGCCAAACAAAGCGACUCAUUGACUCAUUUUUCUUUACAUCCUUCUUUGAACUUAGACAGUGAGAACAGCGAGCAAAGAAGGGGGUAAAGAUGAUGCAGAAGAAAUUGUAUAAAGAGAAAAAUCACGGAUUGGUGCUUUCUUUUCUUCUCUCUACGGUGUUUUCAUUAAAAUUCUUUAAUAAAUAUAAUCAAGAACAAUAUCUUAAUUGUAAGGAAACAAUAAAAUCGAAAGAAGUGCGCA
Molecule: messenger RNA, 12952 nt
Organism: Lutzomyia longipalpis
Lineage: Eukaryota; Metazoa; Arthropoda; Insecta; Diptera; Psychodidae
Gene: Svil
Product: supervillin
Exons: 18
Coding region: 514-11619 (3701 amino acids)
Biological process (GO): actin polymerization or depolymerization; barbed-end actin filament capping; cytoskeleton organization
Cellular component (GO): actin cytoskeleton; cytoplasm
Molecular function (GO): phosphatidylinositol-4,5-bisphosphate binding; actin filament binding
Source: RefSeq, a predicted model, not a curated record